AUGGCGACCAACCCGACGAAGCGUGCCAGGACAGACGACCCCGUGGAGGCCGCACAGAUGCAAUGCUUCGUCACGCCGCUGCUUGAAUAUCUGGCGACGGACCGCGCCCCAAUCCCCGACGAUGAAGCGCUCUUGGCCUCCGUCGGCAUCGAGGGACCGCAGUUCGACGAGGACUGGACCCAUGAGGACGAGCAAAGGCUCAUGGUAGAAUGGAGAACCAUGACGGAAUACACGGCGAUGCAGGCGCUCCCUCGGCUGCACGAGCCGUUGCGAGACGUUUGGCGGAUUGCGGUGCACGUCAUGCAUCGCACGCCCAUCGGCAUCAUCUCUCUCGACGCACGGCUUUGCUAUGGAGACGUCUCGUCACCGUCCUGGACACCGAGCUUCUGCGUGGCCUUGGGCAAGCUGAUGCUCCAUCCUUUUUGGCGUUACGACUACAAGGAGCUUGUCCGUGCCGUUCAGUUUGCCGUGGCAUGUCGUACAGGCGAAAGGGGCGCCUGGUUCUUUCUCCCGGACAAGACCUGCUCAUACCGCGUCAGCAUGUCCAUUGCGUUUGCCGCGGCCCAUGAUCCGCGCACGGCCUGCCAAGUCGUAGACGACAUCAUCCAGGAGCAGACGCCCCCGUCAGAGGUGCUCUUCUUCAGCCAUCUGGGCGCCUAUAUCGCACAGCAGCACCGCCCGGCCGCCCCGACGGGCGAGGCCCAUGCCCACAUGCGCAACCUACACGUCCGCACCGAGGACCUGGAGAACAUCGCCAGGGCCCUCAAUACCUUCCGGCCGGCCGGUGUGCCUUUGGCCGCCCACACGGACCUCUAUCAUGCGGCCUACUUGAGCAGUCUGGACGUCCAGCCGCCGUUCUCCGACGACCGCAUCCGCGAGAUGCACGAAGUGGCGUGGCUGGAACAACUGCGCAUCGUGGUCAUGUACGAGAGGCUGUUGGGCGAGCAGGCAGAGGCAGACGACGCCGGACCAGGCGUCGAUGAAGACCUCGUCCGUGCUACGGACGCACUACUCGGCCUGCCGUCCGAGGAGGCCCCGGCGGCGCCGCUCGACACGGACGCCGGUGCCCCCGUCGUGCAACAGAACCGAGCACGGGCACCAUCGUGGCUUACGGAAGAGGUGCAGUAUAUGCCCAGACACAGGCAGCACAACGUGGAUCAGGACUAUUACGAUGACUAG
Messenger RNA from Purpureocillium takamizusanense, 1179 nucleotides. RefSeq lists its product as uncharacterized. The record is from RefSeq and is a predicted model, not a curated record. Bases 1 to 1179 code for a protein of 392 amino acids. The transcript has a single exon. NCBI's taxonomy places the organism in Eukaryota, Fungi, Ascomycota, Sordariomycetes, Hypocreales, Ophiocordycipitaceae.